This is a messenger RNA of Python bivittatus (Burmese python), 975 nucleotides long. NCBI's taxonomy places the organism in Eukaryota, Metazoa, Chordata, Lepidosauria, Squamata, Pythonidae. The record is from RefSeq and is a predicted model, not a curated record.
AGGGAGCGAAGGAGGAGGAAGAGGCUGCUGGCAGCACUUGGCGGAGGAGCGGACCGCCGCAGCCGAGCUCCGAUGGGCGAACUCGAGGCGGAAGAUAAGCUUGGGCCCGGUACGCAGACCCCGCUGGGUAGGGCCCGGAGCUCCGCUCAACAUCACAGUGGCACCGGGCGAAGGCGCCGGGCUGUGCGCGCCUUCAGCAAACUGGCUCGGCGUCUCCUGCAAACUUUGCGGGGGGCGCGGCGGCGGCGGGAAGGCGCUGAGGCGGAAGACGACGAAGGCGGCUUUAAGCGCCCGCCCGGCCCCGAUCGCGGUCAAGCAGGCGGCGGUGGCGGCGGCAGCAGCGUCCGACUGUGGUUGGGCGCGCUGAGCCCACCUCCUGCGGCCAGUUCCGGGGAUCCGCGCCCGCUCACCCCUGGCGCGCAGGGGCUCAAGAAUCACGGCAACACGUGUUUCCUGAACGCCGUGGUGCAGUGCCUGAGCCACACCGAGCUACUCGCCGCCUUCCUCCUGCUGGCUUUGCCCGACCAGCCAAGGCCAUCCAGACCUGGAUCGAAAGCCGCCUCCGGAGAGGUCACUCAGCACUUGGCAGCACUUGUACGCGCGCUCUGGACCCUCGAGUACACCCCGCAGCUCUCCGCAGACUUCAAGAAUGUUGUCUCUAAAUAUGGUGCACAGUUUCGUGGAAAUGCACAACAUGAUGCCCUGGAGUUCCUUUUGUGGUUGCUGGAUCGCAUGCAUGAAGAUCUGUGUUCUGUUUCUUUUAAUCAAAAACUAAAGAUGUCUGGAAAGCUAAUUGAUGUACUAGCAACUCAGUGCCUUGCCAAGAGGUCUCAGGUGCCGCAAAAUUAUUGUCGUGCUUUUAUUUCUGUGCUGCAAGAGAUUAAUGUAGCACUCCUUCUGGAAUGCAAAUGGCAGCCUGUCUUGCAUUGUGGAGAUCGUGAUGAUGAUGUUGUUGAUGAUGAUGAUGAUGAUAAU